AUGGAAGAAGCUUCACGUCAACGUAAAGAACGUUUAGCAGCUACACGUAAACGAAAGCUUGCAUCUUCAAAGUCUGAAGAACAAGCGUCAGAAGAACAGGCAUCAGAAGAACAGGCAUCCGAAGAACAGGCUGUUGAAGAUUCUAAUACUGUAAAAAAACCUGUAUUAAAAUUUCGUAAUUAUACUCCAGCAAACGAAGAAAUAAAAGUUGCAGCCAAAAUUCACAUAGCGACACCGAACGAUUUAGGAGAAACUCUAGAAAAAAAUGUGGAUCGCAUCACUAAAGAA
Molecule: messenger RNA, 288 nt
Organism: Racocetra persica
Lineage: Eukaryota; Fungi; Glomeromycota; Glomeromycetes; Diversisporales; Gigasporaceae
Source: the annotation of a GenBank genome assembly